This is a messenger RNA of Triticum turgidum subsp. durum (durum wheat), 3369 nucleotides long. The record is from the annotation of a GenBank genome assembly. NCBI's taxonomy places the organism in Eukaryota, Viridiplantae, Streptophyta, Magnoliopsida, Poales, Poaceae.
AUGGAUCUUGUGCUGGAGGAAGCCUUGCGGGCCCUGGCUCGCGCGGUGGACCAGUUCCGGAGCCUGGGCGAGAGGCAGAUGCGGAGGUGCCUGCUGGGCGCCGGCGCCGGGGACCACGUCAGCGGCAAGCUGCGGGAGGUGGCGACCCAGCUGGACCAGGUCCGCGGCCUCCUGUGGGCCGACGACGACAGGAGCUCUCCGGCGAGGAUGGGUCGGCUCAAGGAGGCCCUCUACGGCAUCGAGGACUUGGUGGACGACAUGGAGUACCACAGCCUCCUCACUUUCCAGGUUGAAUCCAGUAUUUCCUCAAAGUCAAAUCGCAAUCCACUCUCUUCUGCUCUCAGGCUGGGCAAGCGAUUCGUUAGCGGCGGCGGCGGCGGCGGCGAUGAGGCGUCGCGCCGCCGGUUCCUCAAGGAUCUCGAUUCCGUCGCAAGCACUCUGAGCUCUCUGCUCAAGCAAGCACAAGGGUCUGGUCUGCCGCCCGCAGCUCCGGUGCCGAAUUUUGACGCUUCCACGCUGCUCCAGGGUGGCCAGAAGGUGUUUGGCCGCAACAAGGAGCUGAACGACAUCGUGCAGAUGCUGACUGAGCCGCCCUCGCCCCACUGCACCGCCUGCAAGGUUGUCUCCAUCUCCAUUGUUGGCUUCGGUGGUUUGGGCAAGACCACGCUCGCCCAGUCAGUCUACGACGACCUCAGAGUCAAGUCCCACUUUGAUCUCAGGGCAUGGGCACAUGUCUCCGGCAAGCCUGACAAGGUGGAACUCGCAAAGCAAAUCUUGCGUUCAGCCAACCCGAGAUACGGUGGAUCCAUCGACAAAGAUGCCACGUUUCCAACUCUUCAGUUGAAGCUCAAUCGGUUCAUGUCGUCCGAGAGAUUUCUGAUUGUUCUUGAUGAUAUCUGGGGUGACGACCCCUUUACCAACGACGCCUACAACGAAAUCCUCAGUCCCCUAACAUCCAUGGAGAGCGGCAGUAGGAUUAUUGCUGUCACUCGGACACCAAAGGUGGCUGACAUGCUAGAUGCAUCUCACACCUACUACCUGAAUGCAUUGGGCACUGAUGAUUGUUGGUCCCUGAUCAAGGAAUCUGCCUUUAGGGGCUGCAGCACACAUGAGGAGUGCACUGAAGAACUGGAACAGAUCGGGAGGAAGAUUGCUACCAAGCUCAACGGAUUGCCUUUAGCUGCCAAGCUGAUGGGAGGACUGCUUGGAGCUACAAAGAGCACAAAGUACUGGCGUAUUAUCUCGGAAAAAGAAUUUUCCGGAGAUAUCACUCUCUCCUUGCUGCGGUUGAGCUACAGUUACCUGCCAGGACGACUCAAGCAGUGCUUUGCGUUCUGCAGCAUAUUUCCCAAGAACUGGAAGUUCGACCAAACAACCUUGGUACGCCUUUGGAUGGCCAACGGCUUCAUUCAACCGCAAAGUGGCACUGGCAAAAGGAUGGAGGAUCUGGGCACAGAUUAUUUCAAUCUUCUGCUGUCUCGGUCCUUCUUCCAUGCUCUCAGGCAGGGCCGUCGCACACACUAUAAGAUGCAUGACUUGAUCCAUGAUAUGGCAGUGUCAGCUUCAACCGAAGAUUGCUGUCAAAUUGAGCCUGGCAUGACCCGUCGUAUCCCCUCAACUGUGCGCCAUGUAUCGGUCACCACGGGCAGCUUACAAGACGUCAAUGCUGCCAUCAACAUACUCCCAAAAAACCUACGCACCGUCAUAGUUUUUGGAAAUUGGCCACAUUUUCUUGAAGAUGACUCCCUGGGUAAGCUAAAGAAUCUGCGAGCACUUGAUGUUUGUCACUGUGACUUUACUGAGUUGCCACCAGCUAUUUCCUGUUUAUUCCAUCUCCGUUACUUGUCGCUGUCUCGCACCAUUCGGAGUCUUCCAGAGUCCAUAAGCAAGCUGCUCCAUCUGCAAACCUUGUGCUUUGAAGAUAAGUGUUCCCUUGAUAAGCUUCCUGCAGGAAUAAGUAGGCUUGUAAAGUUGCGGCACCUUGGAAUCGACAUGAAGUACAUUGCACAGCUACCGGGUAUUGGACGGCUUAUUAACCUGCAGGGAUCAGUUGAGUUCCGUGUUAAAAAGGGGGGAGGGCAUGCCUUGCAAGAGCUGAAGGGCAUAAAAGGUCUCCAUGGCCAGCUAAAAAUCAAAGGCCUCGACAAUGUCUUGAGCAAGGAUGAAGCCAGCAAGACCGACAUGAAAAGUAACGAGAAUCUUAGGGCGCUCACACUGGAAUGGAGUUCAGCUUGUAGAAUUCUCACCCCUGUGGCUGAUUGUGAAGUACUAGAAAACCUCCAGCCACAUCAAAACUUGAAGGAACUUAGCAUUAUAAGGUAUCUUGGUGUGACAUCUCCCAGUUGGUUACAGUUGGCGUUGCUGAGGGAGCUGCAAUCCUUGCACCUUGUUAACUGCAGGAGCUUGGGAGCUCUGCCUGCACUGGGCCUUCUGCCAUCCCUCGAACAAUUACAUAUGAAGGAGCUGUGCACGGUCGAGCGAAUUGGGCAUGAGUUUUAUGGUACUGAUGACAUGGCAUUUCCUUCCCUAAAGGUUCUUGUGCUUGACGAUUUUCCCAGCUUGGUCGAGUGGUCUGAAGUGAGGGAAAACCCGCUUCCUUGUCUCCAGAGGCUAAAGAUUGUAGACUGCCCCAAGUUGAUUCAAGUUCCUGCAUUUCCGCCAUCCGUCUCUGAGCUUACAGUGGAGCGUACAUUAUUGAUAUCUAAUAUGAAGCUUGCUCCUUAUUCUUCAUCACGAUCAGAGAUACUCACCCUGGACAUUUCUACGACUAGUGUACUUUCCAGGGGACUGUUCCAUCAAAGCCAUCUAGCAUCUAUCAUAGUUUUAAACAUAAACGCUGGCUGCAAGCAUCUUGUUGCUGCAGAGGGACUCCACACCUUUACUUCUCUCCAAAAGCUUCAGCUGUGCCACUCUGACAUAUCAGAUCAGAAUUUGGAAAGUCUUCUUCAAGUGCUGUCCUCUUUGUACUCGUUUGAGAUGAUAGAUCUGCCCAACAUGACAUCUCUUCUGGUACCAGCAAAUAAUAGUUUGUGUACAACAGUCACAGAGUUGCAAAUAUCCAACUGUCCACUGCUCUCUUCUGUAGUCUCCUUGGGUACUUUUGUUUCACUGAAACGUUUGGUGAUUGAGAAAUGCCCCAAACUGACAGCAGCAUCUUUCCCAGUAAACUUUUGGAGACUCACAGCCCUCAAGGUUCUGAGCAUAUCAUACUGCACAGAGUUCCAGUCUUUACCUACUUGUGGUCUGCCAACCUCAAUAGAAGCACUUCAUCUUGUUGGGUGUCACCCAAAGCUGCAUGGAAAUUCAAGCAACAAGACUGUCAAUUCCCAAGAGGAAGUUUCUACUCUACACAAAACAUUGGCUCACUGA